Molecule: messenger RNA, 4559 nt
Organism: Hippocampus comes (tiger tail seahorse)
Lineage: Eukaryota; Metazoa; Chordata; Actinopteri; Syngnathiformes; Syngnathidae
Gene: abcd2
Product: ATP-binding cassette, sub-family D (ALD), member 2
Exons: 10
Coding region: 176-2371 (731 amino acids)
Biological process (GO): long-chain fatty acid import into peroxisome; fatty acid beta-oxidation; very long-chain fatty acid catabolic process
Cellular component (GO): peroxisomal membrane
Molecular function (GO): long-chain fatty acid transmembrane transporter activity; ATP hydrolysis activity; ABC-type transporter activity
Source: RefSeq, a predicted model, not a curated record
CGGGUUAAGCUUCAGAGCAGGAUGUAGCGGUACGUCUUUGGACUGUUUUUUAAUUAAUUUUUUGCGUCACUGUGGCUGUCCGAGUUCCGUCUACCUUCUCACGUCGACGCUGUGAGUGGAUUUAGGGUGAUGGGCGUUUGGGGGACCGCCAUAAAAGCAGACUAACGUCCUAAAAAUGUCCAACAUCCUAAAUGCUGCGUCCAAAGUGAAAUGGGACCGCACGGCUGUAGCCAAGCGAGCUGUGUUUCUCGCGGCUGCUGCCUACGGCGUCAAAACCCUCUACCCGGUCAUCUGCAGGCAGCUGUUGAAAAAAAAAGCCGACAGACGGGCUGAAAACGGAUCUGCAUGUUCGUUUAAAUCCCGUGAUGACGCCGUGAAUCCAUCAAAGGCGUCCCCUGGGGUCAACGCCGAAUUCUUCAAGCAGAUCCUGGAACUUGCAAAAAUCCUUUUCCCCAAGCUGCUGUCCAAGGAGCUCGCUUUGCUCUCCUUGCACUCUGUGGCUCUAGUCUCCAGGACCUUCCUGUCCAUAUAUGUGGCCAGCUUGGACGGCAAGAUAGUGAAGACCAUUGUGGAGAAGCAACCGAGGAGCUUCAUCAUCCAGCUCAUCAAAUGGCUCCUCAUCGCCAUCCCUGCCACGUUUGUCAACAGCGCCAUCCGCUUCUUGGAGUGCAAGCUGGCCCUGGCCUUCCGCACCCGCCUGGUGAACUAUGCCUACCAGACCUACUUCACGGACCAGACCUACUACAGAGUCAGCAACAUGGACGGGAGGCUGGCCAACCCAGACCAGUCCCUCACGGAGGACGUGCUGAUGUUCUCUCAGUCGGUGGCCCAUCUCUACUCCAACCUCACCAAGCCCAUCUUGGACGUGGUGCUCACCUCCUACACGCUGAUCCGGACAGCUCGGUCCAGGGAUGCCAACGCCAGCGGGCCCACGCUGCUGGCCGGCUUGGUGGUCUUCGUCACCGCCAAGGUCCUCCGGGCAUGCUCUCCUAAAUUUGGGAAACUGGUGGCCGAGGAGGCACACAGGAAGGGAUACCUGCGCUACAUGCACUCCAGAAUCAUCGCCAACGCGGAGGAAAUCGCCUUCUACAGGGGACACAAGGUGGAGAUGCGCCAGCUCCAGAAGUGCUACGGCGCGCUGGCCGAGCAGAUGAACCUGAUCCUCUCCAAGCGCCUGUGGUACAUCAUGAUCGAGCAGUUCCUCAUGAAGUAUGUGUGGAGCAGCUGCGGCCUCGUCAUGGUGGCCGUGCCCAUCAUCACCGCCACUGGCUUUGCUGACAGUGAAACAGCUGAUGGGCACCCACAUCGGAGAGUGAGCGAGAGGACGGAGGCGUUCACCACCGCCCGGAACCUUUUGGCUUCUGGAGCCGACGCCAUUGAGAGGAUCAUGUCCUCCUACAAAGAGGUCACAGAGCUGGCAGGCUACACGGCGCGGGUCCACAACAUGUUUGUGGUGUUCGAGGAUGUCCAAAGGGGCGUUUACAAGCGCUCGUCGCUCACCGCCACCAACGGAGGCGAGAAGAAAAGCAAGCCAGACAUGCACAUUGAUGGCCCGCUGGAAAUUAAGGGUGAAGUAAUUGACGUGGACAACGGUAUUGUGUGUGAAAACGUCCCAAUUAUAACACCCAACGGGGACGUCGUCGUGUCCAGCCUCAAUGUUAAGGUGGAAGAGGGCAUGCAUCUAUUGAUCACGGGCCCCAACGGCUGUGGUAAAAGUUCCCUCUUCCGCAUCCUCAGCGGUUUGUGGCCCGUAUAUGGCGGGCGCCUCCACAAACCCUCCCCUCAGCAUAUGUUCUACAUCCCACAGAGGCCCUACAUGUCGAUGGGCUCCCUGCGGGACCAGGUGAUCUAUCCCGAUUUGGCCGAGGGCAUGGCCGCCAGAGGCCUCGGCGACAAGGACCUGGAGGCCAUCUUGGACAUCGUCAACCUCAACCACAUCGUCACCAGGGAAGGAGGCUGGGAUGCUGAGCUGGAUUGGAAGGAUGUGCUGUCCGGAGGCGAGAAGCAAAGGAUGGGCAUGGCUCGCAUGUUUUACCACAAGCCGAAAUACGCCCUGUUGGAUGAGUGCACCAGCGCCGUGAGCAUCGACGUGGAGGGUAAAAUUUUCCAGGCUGCUAAAGACGCCGGCAUCUCCCUGCUGUCCAUCACGCACAGACCCUCGCUGUGGAAGUACCACACGCACUUGCUGCAGUUCGACGGCGAGGGCGGCUGGCGCUUCGAGCAGCUGGACACGGCCACUCGCCUCUCGCUCACCGAGGAGAAGCAGCGGCUGGAGAGCCAGCUGGCCGGCAUCCCCGAGAUGCAGCAGCGCCUCAACGAGCUCUGCAAGAUUCUGGGCGACGACUCGGUGCUCAGAACCGUCCAUGAGUGACGGACGAGACGAGUUUGGUUUUAACCAUCGCCUCCCUCCCGGGCACUCCAUUUUAAACUUAUUUUAAUAUGAACAAAAGUCGUUUUUGAUCAAAAAGCCAGGCGGGGGUUGUUCAAUGGAGACACUUUAUAAUACUAACGCAAAUUGAACAUGACGACUGCGUGUACCCCCAAAUGAUAUAAGAAUUCAAAAGGCGGGAUGAGAUAAUGUUUUUUUAGCGUUCCCCUCUCUUUGUCAUCGGCCCCUCGUUGCCACAAGAUAGCACCGGAGCAAUAUUUUAUAUUAGACAUGGCUGUGGCCGGAGCACAAAAACAAUGAAUUUUGCAUCGAAUAACAGAGAACAAGCUUCUUUAAAGGCAAACUUGCAAUUGUCGAACCGUGACUAUGCGUGGAUUCGUUUUAUAUUGUCAGAAAAAAAUACACGAUGCAAGAAGGAUACACCUUGUGUAUUGUUUUAAAAUGAGAAUUUUUAUUUGUGCAGGGAUGUCAGAUAUGUGAUUGACACAAAGCUAAGGUAGGAAAGAGGCGCAAUUGGCUUACUCCAUUUUAUUUGUUCUUCUUUUUAAAUGAUAUGACAUAAUUUAAUUGCAGUUUUGCAUACCCCCAGCUACGGCUUGCUGACUCCUGGGGUUGUCCGAAUGCCACUUUGAGAACCACUGCUUUAAGCGACAGAAAAGAGCACAGCUAAGAGUAAAGGUAACGCUUUCCUCAAUUAAUAUUUUGUUUUAACAUAGCACUUUACAUGUUUUUUUUUGUUUUUUUUUAAGUACAAUCUACCAAUUUGAUUCAAGGAGUCGUUUUCACACUGUACUCUUUGCGGAAUUCUACAGAGCUAAUGUUUACCAUUUCUUUUUUAAUCUACUUCCUGCCUUUUUUUUUUUUGCGGGUGCAUUUUUCUUCCUUUCUCCUCUAUCUUACACACACACUCACAGAAGAAGAAAAAAAAAAAGCUCAACUCUAUUAUUGGAGCGAUUAAUGACGCAGGUCUGAACCCUGAACGGAGGGCUUUUUGGUUUACCGAACAAACACAAUGCGCGAAAGAGGCCCUCUCUGCUGCGCGAGCAGCUAAGUCUAGAGGUCCAGUUUGCAAAACAUGUCCUGCCGCUACCAAUUGUAGAGUCGGACUCUCCUUUCUCUGUUGGAAGCUGGACCCUUAAAAGUCAUGAAAAGUGGGGGAUAAAUUCGUACAGUGGCACUAAAGUAAAACUUUACAGCUCAGCUGUGUAUAUAUAACCAGCUAUCACCCUUGAGCACAAAAAGUUUGCUCCCCAACCCCACCCCUAUCUCAGCUCAAGCUGACCCCACAGUAAAUUUGACUUUUGUUCCAGGAAGCUGGAUUUCCCAGAAGGCUUCUGGUGCUGCUACAUGCCAGGGACAAAAACUGUCAUUUAGAGCAGUGUCACAAAACAGAUUAAAAAAACGACUCAUAAUAAUGCCAUAUUGCUGGUUAUGAUGGACAAUCAGUGGCAUCCUGAAUUCAGUUUAGUUUUAAAACCUAUGAAUUUAACAACUGCAAAUGCUGCUGUGCUCAGGAUAUUGCCUGCGAGUUUCAUUUCCCACACAAUGUGAUUUUUAUUGCCGUUUUCAUGCCACUGUGAGCUUCUAAUGCCAUGAUGCAACUGUAUUGAGGGUGUCAAUUUUUUUUGUUGGUAAUCAGCGGCUCAAUUAUUUCAAAAAGCAUCACACAAGGUCUCGGGUUGCCAUGGCAACAAGCUUCACAUGUUCUUGUCAGAGUCUGCCGAAAUGACAAGGACGCUGACUGAAUAAAUUCCGGAGAAAGAGUGUUUCAAUGCUGCUAAUCCAAUUAGUAGUUCAUCUAAUUAGUAGUUAGUGCUGGAAAAUUCACACUGCUACUAAUUAUAGGGAGAUUACGAUUUUUUUUUUUUUUUUUUUUGCAUGGAACCUCAUUGUUCUUUAUCCUUGCAGAAAACAAGUCAGGGCAUAACAAUCCAGAUAGUGUCGUCCCAUUGAAGAUUGAAUGUGUUCUUUUCAAAUUCCUAAUUAAUCCAGAUUUUGGUGUGUGUUUACCGUGCAUGUAGUGAUAAUUUAAUGGAUUCAUGAAUCAGGAUCGUCCAUCCAGUUUACCUCCUGAUCCCACUCUCGUGCAUGUGAUGGAGUUUACGUAUUUUCACCUUAAACUAGAGCAAAGAUGUAUUUUCUUGUAAAUAAAACAAUGUGGUGAAAAUAA